UGCGCUGUUUACAUUCAACGUGACGUAUGUUCCAUGUGUUUUUAUAUUUAUAAAAGAUAAGAAAAACCGUCUUGCUGAUUUUUUUUUUUCAAAAACGGUAAAUCCAUAAUCAUUAUAACCUAAAGAUGUCAGGUGACUUGACAAAUAGAAGACCUAAUCGUAAAAGGAAAAAGUCGUUUCUGAAAAAUGCUAGAAAAUAUGCAAAAAAAGGCUUUUAUGGGAGAGGUUCAGAACUAGAUGCUGACACAUACCAAUACUUCGUAAGAAUUAUGGAAGCUUAUAGGCAGGGUUUUGAAAAUGAGGAAGACCAAAUAAUGUUUAUUAAUAACGUUUUUGAACAAACUGAAAACAAGGAACUUGAUUGCAGCUGUAACCAAGUUGGUUGCCGUGUAAUUGAAAUGUUACUUCCUUUUGCUAAUAGAAAUAUUCUAAAGAAAUUCAUAGAUACAUUUACUUCUGACUUGAGAAAACUUUGUAGUGACCGUUUUGCCAGUCAUGUGUUAGAGGCAUUAAUUAUACAGUCGUGCAAAAAAUCUUUAGAAGCCAAUAAUGAUUUAGAAGUACCCAAUCAGUACUUCAAAGAUUCUGUAAUUAAGAUAACCAAGUUCUUAUUGAAUAAUUUAGAAGACUAUAUGUGGGAUACAUAUGCAAAUCAUGUAAUUAGAGUUUGUUUAUUAAGUCUGCUUGGCUUAUCUCAAGAAAAUAUAACUAAAGGUGUCGGUAUAAAAGUUGAAGAGAAACAAUUUAUCCCUGAAGAAUUUCUGGAAAUUGUUAAAGAAUACGGUACAAGACUGAUUCUUUGGCCACAGUUUAAUGAAUUAUGUAAUUCAGAACUAACAUCCGGUUUUUUGCAAAUUCUGUUAAAAUGUCUAACUAAUGUUGAUUUAAAGUUGCUAAAAAAAUAUCUGAAGAAACUUUUGAAUGAAGUGUUUACUACAAAUAUGGAAGAUUAUGACAAAAAAGUCUUGCCAAAAGCAUUUUUAUCUAAAUCAGUUAUAAUGUUAUUAGAAACAUCAGUAGAAAUUUCAACCCCAAAACUAUAUACUCAAAUAUAUGCAUCGUGUUUUGCUGGAAGACUUGUAAAAUUAGCCACGACAAGAAGCACAAAUUUUUCAGUACAAAAAUUAUUACAACAUUGUAAAGAGAAGGUUGAGUUUGAGGCUAUGUUCGAUGAACUAGCAAAUGAUUUUCAACAAAUAAUUGAAACUGGCCACUCUGGAGUUAUAUUAGCAUUAGCUCAAACUUGUAAAAGAUUAACUGCUAAACAAGGAAGUUUUGUGCAAAACUUAAUGAAAAGUUUUGAUUGCUUUGAACCAGAAGAUAGACAAAAAUGCUUUGUCAUAUGCAUGUGUAGAUUUAAUAAAUUUGAGAAUGUCAAAGAAAUAUCAAGCGACAAUUUGCAAAAAGACAAGUUAAGCCUUCAUGGAACGUUAAUCUUAGAAUCAUUACUAGAUUUUAAUAAACCCAUAAAAAUAGUCAACAGCAUACUAGACAUGGAACAACAGGAUCUAAAAAAUCUAUUUUGUAAUAGUAUGGGAAGUCAUAUUACUGAUUCAUUUGUAAAAGGAUUAUUUGUGGGAGAAAAAAGUAGAGAAAAACUUGUAAGAAAAAUGAUGGGGACAUACCAAGAGUUAGCGACAUCCAAAUAUGGUUCAAGAUCUUUUGAAGCCAUUUGGAGUAUUGCAAAUUUAAAGACAAAACUACAAAUAAUGGAUGAGCUAUCUCACAAAAAUGCUUCUUGGUCAAAUUCCGAACAUGGUAAAAUAAUAGCAAAUAAAGUCAAUCUAUUGCUUUAUAAACGAAACAAGGAAGAUUGGAAGAAUUCAUUUAAUAAAUCUAAUAAGAGUGCAAAGAUUUUAGCUGAUAUAUUAAAAUAAUUGACUUAAUUAUGCAUUUUUGAUAAGUCCUAAAAAUUUUGUUUGUUUUAAAU
Molecule: messenger RNA, 1930 nt
Organism: Anoplophora glabripennis (Asian longhorned beetle)
Lineage: Eukaryota; Metazoa; Arthropoda; Insecta; Coleoptera; Cerambycidae
Product: nucleolar protein 9
Exons: 2
Coding region: 126-1877 (583 amino acids)
Biological process (GO): endonucleolytic cleavage in ITS1 to separate SSU-rRNA from 5.8S rRNA and LSU-rRNA from tricistronic rRNA transcript (SSU-rRNA, 5.8S rRNA, LSU-rRNA); endonucleolytic cleavage to generate mature 5'-end of SSU-rRNA from (SSU-rRNA, 5.8S rRNA, LSU-rRNA); endonucleolytic cleavage in 5'-ETS of tricistronic rRNA transcript (SSU-rRNA, 5.8S rRNA, LSU-rRNA)
Cellular component (GO): preribosome, small subunit precursor; 90S preribosome; nucleolus
Molecular function (GO): RNA binding
Source: RefSeq, a predicted model, not a curated record